AUGUCCCCCGCGGGGUUCGCCUCGUACAGUUCCUGCCUCGUCAUCGCCCCGUGCCCCGUCCAGCUUUCAAAAAAUCUCCCUCGCGAGGACCGCCCCGUGAGGAAUCGCGGGGCCUCGCGAGGAUCUUCAUCCAUCGCCCACCUCUGGUGGGUAAGUGAUUAUGGUGAUCCGAAUGUCGGAGGAAGAAUUAAUCAUCAAUAUUCUCCAAUCGAAGCAAACUGUCCAACAGAUAAGGAUAUAUUUUGCAAAGUAAAGCCUUCCGUUAUAUUUUCCGAAAAUGGAGGACAAUGGUGGAUAACAGCAUAUUUCAAUAAUGGACAAAACUCAUUAACAGUUGUUGACGGAAUAAUAUUCAUAAUUGACCCAAAAACAAGAUUAUUCCCUAAUGGAGUUAUUGACACAUACACCCCGUAUUUUUCAUGGCCAACCACACCAGACGCAAUCGCUUAUCUUCUAUCGGUAAAUGCUAAUGGUAUUUCAAAUCAUUCUGAAGAAGAUGAAGAAAAAGAAGCUUUAUUUCUGAAAGGCUUCAUUCAUACGCUUAUUUUAGAUGCUCAGCUUUUAACUGAACGUGCUAAACAUCACAAGAUUGAUUUAGAACAAAUCCAAUUUUAUAUUGAUUCAUUUCGCUAUGGUUGUCCUCCACAUGGUGGCGGUGGUAUUGGUUUAGAACGAGUUUUAAUGCUUUAUCUUGGAUUAGGUAAUGUUCGAAAAACAUCAAUGUUUCCACGUGAUCCAAACCGAUUAACACCAUAA
Didymodactylos carnosus is the source of this 756-nucleotide messenger RNA. Lineage: Eukaryota; Metazoa; Rotifera; Eurotatoria; Philodinida; Philodinidae. The record is from the annotation of a GenBank genome assembly.